AUGGAACCGUACAAAUAUUUGGUGACACCCUUCUGGCGUGGCAAGAAGGAGCUGACAUCGACGGGAAGAACGUUACUGUCCGCCCACUCGGCGCGGCAGAUGACGGCGUACAUCCAAUCGGGGGCCGGGUACAAGGGGGCGUCGUCCAGAAAUCCCACCACGCAGAUCUUGGCGGAAAAGCUCGCGCUUGAUGCCAUCCAAUUGGGUCUGUGCAUGCAGGAAAAGGGGACGUUCGUCGGCAUGACGCCAGACGCUCUGUUCGAAGCGGUGAACGAGUGGGGAAAUUUGCCGGCGGUGGUGAAAGCAGAGUCAGAAGGCGAUGCCAGUGAUGAGGACUCAGGUGAAGGCACCGAAACCAGGGUGGCGACCGGGGUAAAGGCGGCUGAGCACUUGGCGAGGAAGUUGCUCAUGUCGGCCGCGUCGGCGGAGAUCUCACGUCUCAAGUCGGCAUUACCCGGAGAUCUUUUGAUUUCCGAGCUCGAUAGGGCGAAUUCGAGCUUCGAAAGCAACGGUUUCACCUCACUAGGUCGAGCUUACGGAGCCACGAGGGCGAAACAAAAUGAGGCCAACCGAGUCGCAAACGCAUUAAGGAACGACGUGCUACUGCCGUCGACGGCGUUGUCCGGCGCGUAUUCCUGUAUCGCAGCGCUUGCUGAAUUACGGAGAUACGUGGCCGAGUCUGACUGGAGCCUUACUUUGUGCGGUCUGCCAACUUUCAGUGAAAUCGAUAAAAGAACUGUUCUUUUACGAGCUACUGAUGGCACCGUAAUUCAAGAAAAGUUGGCCGAAAUGAACCGAGUAUCUCUGAUGAGCAACGUCGCAGCGGAAGCUACUGACUUUGACGAGUCUGUCCAGUACCUGGAUGCCGUCUUCCGCGCGGAAGCGGCUCAGGAGGAGCUUGUUCAGCGACCCGGAACGAAGACCGCCCCCAUCGUCGUUGGCAACGCCCGCAGCGAGCGAGCGAAGGGCCGCGAACGUCGGGAAUCUUCAGGUCGCAACUCCAUCAAGGUCGCCGCGAAGCCAAAGCCAAAGACGGGGGAGAGUCGAACGGAUUUCUAUGACUUCAUUAAGUCGAAUCCUGGCGACUGCUUCAGGUGCAAGCAAAAAGGACAUCUACAAAAAGAUUGCCCGUCGAAGUUGAAGAACGGUGAGAGCGAGACGCGGAGCGGAGGAGCAUAUGUCUGCCUCCCGGCAGCGUACCGCGCCGCGCCUACCACUGUGUCCAACAUUAUUUUGGAUACGGGGGCCGCUGCAGUCUCAUACGUCACGAAGGAUGAAGGUUUCGAUAUCCGGACGCGGGUCACCACCGAUGCGAUCGUCAGCGGCAUCGGCAACGGUGCUGUUUCUGCGCCACAAGGUGGGACGGUUUACGCUAGGGUACCUGCGACCGUCUACCUCCCGAACGGCAGAAAGAUCGAACGAAAAGAGGUUGUCAGGUUCGAUGCUGUGCUCGCGCCGAAGUUGGUGAAGGGGGGCACGGGCCUGCUCUCCCUCGCUGGCUUCGUGCACGACGGCGGCGUCAACGCCCUCGUCCGCAAAGUGGAUCAACAGGUCGACCCGGAUGACAUCAGUCACCCGGUUGACAUGUGCCUUCAGUUGGGAGCGGUGGGUGCUCUCAAGGAUCGCACGAAGCGCAUCGAGGUGAUGUUCAAAGCCAGAGACGGCCUCCUUUGGGCUCCGAGAAUGGAAUUCUUGGGGCAAAGUGAGAUCGAAUCCCUCGUCCCGAACCCACCGAAGGCGUUAAAGCAUUUUAACGCAGUCAUCAAGGGCGAGUGA
Molecule: messenger RNA, 1776 nt
Organism: Ostreococcus tauri
Lineage: Eukaryota; Viridiplantae; Chlorophyta; Mamiellophyceae; Mamiellales; Bathycoccaceae
Product: Zinc finger, CCHC-type
Exons: 1
Coding region: 1-1776 (591 amino acids)
Molecular function (GO): zinc ion binding; nucleic acid binding
Source: RefSeq, a predicted model, not a curated record